GGAACCCCGGGGGACGUGGUGACGGGAGGAGUGUGGGAGGGGCAGUGGAACUGGAGUCAGCCAAUGGCUGACGCACUACGCGCAGAGGGAAAGACAGAUCACCAAUAGCGACACGGAUAUGGCCCCGCGGGCGGGGUUUAGGCCCAAAGUGGUGUCGGAGCAGCGCCUAUUAGUGUCAUCCUCACCGCCACGGCCGGCGCCUCCUCCUGGAUUCAUUCAUUCGCUCUUUUCAUUCACGAAGGUAGUGAGGCCUAGUGGAAAGCCAUGGAGAGCGCUCUUCCCGCCGCCGGUUUCCUGUACUGGGUCGGCGCGGGCACCGUGGCCUACCUAGCCCUGCGUAUUUCGUACUCGCUCUUCACGGCCUUCCGGGUCUGGGGAGUGGGGAAUGAGGCGGGGGUCGGCCCGGGGCUCGGAGAAUGGGCAGUUGUCACAGGUAGUACUGAUGGAAUUGGAAAAUCAUAUGCAGAAGAGUUAGCAAAGCGUGGAAUGAAGGUUGUCCUUAUCAGCAGAUCACAGGAUAAACUUGACCAGCUUUCCAGUGAAAUAAAAGAAAAAUUCAAAGUGGAGACAAGAACCAUUGCUGUUGACUUUGCAUCAGAAGAUAUUUAUGAUAAAAUUAAAACAGGCUUGGCUGGUCUUGAAAUCGGCAUCUUAGUGAACAACGUGGGAAUGUCGUACGAGUAUCCUGAAUACUUUUUGGAUGUUCCUGACUUGGACAAUGUGAUCAAGAAAAUGAUAAAUAUUAAUAUUCUUUCUGUUUGUAAGAUGACACAAUUGGUACUGCCUGGCAUGGUGGAAAGAUCCAAAGGGGCUAUUUUGAACAUUUCAUCUGGCAGUGGCAUGCUCCCUGUCCCACUGUUGACCAUCUAUUCUGCAACCAAGACUUUUGUAGAUUUCUUCUCUCAGUGCCUCCAUGAGGAGUAUAGGAGCAAGGGCGUCUUUGUGCAGAGUGUCCUGCCAUACUUCGUAGCUACAAAACUGGCUAAAAUCCGGAAGCCAACUUUGGAUAAGCCCUCUCCGGAGACGUUUGUGAAGUCUGCAAUUAGAACAGUCGGCCUGCAAUCCCGAACCAAUGGAUACCUGAUCCAUGCUCUUAUGGGCUCGAUAUUCUCAAACCUGCCUUCUUGGAUUUAUUUGAAAAUAGCCAUGAAUAUGAACAAGUCUACACGGGCUCACUAUCUGAAGAAAACCAAGAAGAACUAAACAUUGAUAACUGCAUUGUAACCUGGCCAGAUGCUCCAGUGUAUGCACGUUCACUGCAAGGCACUCUACUGGUUUUGAAAAUCUGAAGUUGUCAUUUCAAUAGUUAUUAACAUGACUAAAUAUUAUCUUAAUUAAGAGGAAAAUAGAAGUUGCUUUUAGGGGUUUCUGACAUAUAUUCUGGAUACUAUCAGAGGUAAUUUUGAAGUUUAAUAUAAAUGCUCAUAUGAAAUGAAUAUAGAACUAAUAUUCUCAAGAACAGCUAACAGAAAGGAAUACUAUUACAGCAAAUCACAGAAUGAUAGACUCAAGCAUAAAACUCGGCAGUUUUAUCUGCUUCAAAAUGCCAUUGAUCAUUAUUCCUGUAUUUUCUCUGAAACUGAUUAUAAAAACCAAUGUCCAGCUACUCUUUUGUUUUUGACACUUUGAAGAAAUGGAGAUUGAUUUGAUUUGUUUAUAAGCAGACACACUGCAAUUUACAAAGAUCUCUUUAAGGUUUUAUAAAAUUAUCUUCCAGUUUGUACAUUUAUAUGGAAUUGUUCUUUAUCAAGGGUAGCUAAUGACAUGAAAAUAAUUGUGAAAUAUGGAAUUAUUUCUGACACAUGAAGCCCACUAAACUAUGCUUUCUUAUAGUGCAUAUUUCUUCUCAGUUUAAAUGUAUGUAAAUAUCGAAGGUAUAUGGUAUGAUUUAUAAAGAUAAAUGGGCCAAAGUGUACAUUGAGACUGGCAGCCAUCUAUGGUACCACUGAAACCCUGACCCAGAAAAGUGGCUUGCUUGGACACCCAGCUGCCUUUGUUUCUGCAUUGAACCAAUAUUGAUCACACAUGUGACACAGGCUAGUCCUAUAAAAGUAAUGACUUCAUAGAAAUGGCAUUAUAAUUUUUAAAUUGAUACUCUACAGGUAGCUACUGAUAUAAUUAGUUUUAAUAAAACAUGCUGCAACCAUGGUAUACAACAAAAAUACAUUUCUUUGGUGAUUGAAAUUAAGGCCAUAUUUACAAUGACUUAAUAUAAGACUGACUUUUAUCCUGCUUCAUAACUUGUAUGGGGAACUCACCAAGAAAGAAUUUAAUACUGUGAAAUAUGCAGCAAGAAGAUUGGUCUUUACCUAGGCUGUGGUUCCUAAGCUCUGAGUUUUAAGCACCAGUAGAUUUGUAUUAAAAAAAAAAAUGGGGCCUUAGCUUCUGGCUUUUAAUUUUGCCAGCUAAGGACAUAAAACAAAAACAAACAAAAACAAAAACAAAUAACUAUCUGCUGUCAGCAUCGUUAUGUAAAAGAAAAUAUAUUUUAGCCCCUAAAAUUAGGAAGAAUGUAAUCUCAGAAUAAAGGCUGUCAUUUAAGUUGAAUAAAUAUAGCUUUAUGAAAAACA
Symphalangus syndactylus (siamang) is the source of this 2570-nucleotide messenger RNA. RefSeq names its product hydroxysteroid 17-beta dehydrogenase 12 (gene HSD17B12). Gene Ontology annotation, cellular component: endoplasmic reticulum. The record is from RefSeq and is a predicted model, not a curated record. Gene Ontology annotation, molecular function: oxidoreductase activity. Lineage: Eukaryota; Metazoa; Chordata; Mammalia; Primates; Hylobatidae.